AUUCAAUUUGUAAAUUUAUACUGGUUUAUUCUCAAGAUAAUAGGCCUAAUAAUUUACCAAUAACAAAUGUGAAGUCAGACAAAACAGUAGGCUUUUUUCCCUUUCUGAAUAGCACCAUACAGUCUUAGACACUCCCUCGGUGUGGCGCAUUGCAAGACUUGACUCGCAGCUUCUAGUUGGGGCUAUCUACACAUGAGAUAUAUCUGUACAUGGGGUUAAAGACGAAGCAUGGAUCAAAUUCAAGAAAAACCAAGCAAGGAGGUCGACAUUUAUCGUGACACAUGGGUCCGCUUCUUAGGCUAUGCCAACGAGGUGGGAGAGGCCUUCCGUGCCCUGGUGCCAGUGAGUGCUGUAUGGGCCACAUAUGCAGUUGCCACCGUGUAUGUUUCCGCUGAUGCUGUGGACAAGGGGAAGAAGGCUGCCGUGGAGCAUGGUGACAACCCAGGGAAGACAACCAAGGUGGCUGUAGCAGUGGUGGACACGUUUGUAUGGCAGGCCCUGGCCUCGGUCGCUAUCCCAGGCUUCACCAUCAACCGUGUGUGUGCUGCCUCUCUCUACCUCCUGGGCAGAACCACGCGCCUGCCCCUCUCCGUACGCAAGUGGACCACCACGGCCAUUGGCCUCUCCACCAUCCCCUUCAUCAUCCACCCCAUCGACAGGGGAGUGGACUUCCUGCUGGACUCCAGCCUGCGUAAGGUCUACGGUCAAUCUGCAGGAGGGAGGCAUGACUAAUAAGCACCACGACCACCCUGCAGCCUGGUCCCAGGCCCGGACAGGUUAGCUCCACCAGGAAAUUGACCCCAUCCACCCUCUGUCCCAGACAGCACUUCCUCCCAAGCCAUCUGAAAACUCUGCUGAUCACUCUACUGUAACAUCACUGUGAAGCACAAAGCCAAUACAGCAGGGUUACUCCACUCCAGUCCUCCAGGGCCACUGUACUGUCUGCAACUUGUCUCUGCCCCUCUGUUUAUUCCCAUAUUUUCAUGUUAAACUCCAAGUUAGGGGGACCUAUGUUUCUUUGGCCAGUCAAUGACUUUGAAUCAGGGAGAAAAGGGAUCCAACAGACAGUGUUGCCCUCCAGGACUGGAGUUGAAUACCUGUGGCUGCUACUGGCCUGCAGAGCCCACCUGUUAAUUUUCAGACCUCUAUUUGGCAUGUAUCCAGGUAACUCUUGAUGUUAGCCAUAUUUGGGAAUAUUCAGGUCACUGUCCUUAGACCUGGCAUUAAUGCCCUAUUUUCAUUACAUGUAAACAUGUACCUUUGUUUUUGUUUAUUUCUGCCUCAAAAAUAAUGUUUUAUGUACGGUUGUCUGUCACUUUGAAUAGAUAUUUACAGAGUAUAUUGUGAUGCACUUUUCAAUGUUAAGUCUUGAGAUUAACCUGAGUGCUUCUUGUCAUUCAUUACAGAGGUGAACAGAAUAGAUGUAACAAUUCUUGAAGUUUUGGUUGGCACUAAAGAUUCAGUUACUUUGGUAGCAUCUAAGGUCUAGAAAGUACUGUAAUAGUUGUGUAACAUGCCCUAUGCAGAAAGCAUAUGAAGGGAAUAUGCAUAAAAUACUGUAAUUAUUGCCAAAGAUUUAGGCUACUCUGGAAGAGAACCCAUCAGUAUACAAAGCUGUGCUGCAAUAUGCAAGUAAUCUGAGUCAUCUUAUACAUAAAUGGGAAAUGCUAUUGGAAUAUGUAAAUCAGGGCGCUCCAAUCCUGUUUUUGGAGAGCUACUGUUGUGUAUGUUUUUGCUCCAACUCUAAUCUAGCGCACCUGAUUCUAAUAAUUAGCUGGUUGAUAAGCUGAAUGAACUGGGGUUGGUUUUAAAACAGGUUGGAGAGCCCUGAUGUAAAUUAAUGUGAUAUACUGAAUUGGGAAAUGUUGCCAAUUGUUCAUACACCAGAACAAAUAUUUAGCAAUCAUUUUCAUUUAACUUCUCAGUUAUAAGUCAACUUCUGUGUUUUUAAUAUAUUGAUUACUUAAAAAUGUUGCAUCACCAAAACGCAACAUUUUUGUGAUAGUUUUAAUGUUUUUUUCCAUCUAAUUAUUUUCCCACAUAGUCACAUAAUCAAUUUCAUAUUUCGAUAUCAAUAUAUUUUCAUGCUGGAAACAAGGGAAUGUUUAACUGUUGUUAAUUUUAUAAUAUGUUUGUUUUAGCCUUAAAAUUCAAAUAUGUUUUCAAACCUGCUACUGAUGUACAUUUACAUUUUCUUUUAGUUGUCAGAGAAAUUGAAAAAAAAAAAUUUGGGACAAAAUGAUAGUAACUUGUCAUCGAAAGUGAACAUUAUACUGCAAUGGGCAGCUAUUUAGCUAUCCCCUACUCUGAAACUGUUAAUAUAUACUGUAGAAAAACAAUAUCCUGUAUUGUAUACAUUUAUUAAAUUUAUUUUUUUCCUGUGCAAACAA
Salmo salar (Atlantic salmon) is the source of this 2390-nucleotide messenger RNA. RefSeq names its product mitochondrial fission process protein 1. Lineage: Eukaryota; Metazoa; Chordata; Actinopteri; Salmoniformes; Salmonidae. Gene Ontology annotation, biological process: mitochondrial fission. The record is from RefSeq and is a predicted model, not a curated record. Gene Ontology annotation, cellular component: mitochondrion.